Abrus precatorius (Indian licorice) is the source of this 2713-nucleotide messenger RNA. RefSeq names its product patatin-like protein 6. Bases 707 to 2104 code for a protein of 465 amino acids. Gene Ontology annotation, biological process: lipid metabolic process. Lineage: Eukaryota; Viridiplantae; Streptophyta; Magnoliopsida; Fabales; Fabaceae. The transcript has 4 exons. The record is from RefSeq and is a predicted model, not a curated record.
GAAGGGGGCUAAUGAACAGUGAAUAAUAGUGGCGGUAAAAAAUAAAAUAAAGAGUAUAUAUAUGGGUGUGCGUAUUAAGAUAUAGAUAUAGAUAUGGUGGUGCAGUAGCUGUGGUGAUUUGGCAUUUUGUGGUUUUUGUUCGGUGCUUGUUGGUUGGUUGGUUUGUUGGUUGCGUUUGAUGUUUACAAAGAGGAGCUAGCUUAGCUACUUUGGGCAAAAGAAACGCAGAGAGAGGUGGUAGAGGUGAACUCAGAUUUUGGAGAGAGAAAGAAGAAAAAAGGGGUUUUAUUUUUGACUCGGUUCUUCUCUGCUCCUUUUGUAGCAUGGAAUGAUUGCUCUUACAGUUGAUAUUUGAGGCUGAAAGCGAGUGCUUCUUCUUUUCUCUUUUUUUGGCUCCUUAGACAAAUAGUAAAAGCAACCAGAGAAGAUUAAUUCACGAUAUGAGAGUUCUGUUUUGGAGAUGUUUUUUUGGUUGGUUCAGCAUUCUUCUCGAAUGAGGUGUCAGUUUCGAGGUGAAUUUUUUUCAACACCCAGAUUAAAUUGCAUGCAACAGAAGCACAAGAUGUUAACUUUAUCAUCAUCUAGCCUUGCUACGCUCUGAAGGCAUGUCAGAAAAUAUCCUUGUUUUGGUUUAAAAGAGGAGGAAAAGAAAAGAGCGUCGUUUCAAAAUUUUCUAGGAAAAUUCGGAAGAAGAAGUAAAAGGAGAAUGGAUUGUACUGAACAGUUGGAAAUGCAAGAACCGAGUAUCGAAACCGAUAAGCUGAGCUACGAAAUCUUCUCCAUUCUCGAAAGCAAGUUCCUCUUCGGCUACGACGACCCUAAGCUCUGGUUCCCCAAGCACAUACCACCCAAACCCGAGCUUCAGCAACCGGCCAACGACGCCGCCUUAGACGGCGUCUCCGCCGUCAAGAACCAGCGCGGCAAGAUAUGCAUACUCGCCAUCGACGGCGGCGGCAUGCGCGGGAUUCUCGCCGGAAAAGCCCUCGCCUACCUCGAAACCGCGCUUAAGAAGAAAUCCGGCGACCAGAACGCCACCAUCGCCGAUUACUUCGACGUCGCCGCUGGCGCCGGCGUCGGAGGCAUCUUUUCCGCUAUGCUCUUCGCCACCAAGGACCAGAGCCGGCCGAUUUUCGCCGCGGAUGACACGUGGCGGCUCUUGGCAGAGCAAGGGAAGAAAUUCUAUCUUUCGGGUUCUGGCGCUGGCGAUUCCGGCGGGCGCGGAUUCCUGAGAAGAUUUUUCGGCGGCGGAGGGUCCGGUUCGGUUGUGUCUUCGACGACGGGUUUGGAGAAAACCGUGAAGGAAGCGUUUACGACGGCGAACGGUCGAAAUUUAACGUUGAAGGACACGCUUAAACCGGUUCUGAUUCCGUGUUAUGACUUAUCGAGUACGGCGCCGUUUUUGUUCUCACGUGCGGACGCGUUGGAAACGGAUAGCUUCGAUUUUCGGUUGUGGGAGGUGUGUCGGGCGACUUCGGCCGAACCGGGUUUAUUUGAACCGGUUCAAAUGCGGUCCGUGGACGGCCAGACCCGGUGCGUGGCGGUGGAUGGAGGCUUGGCCAUGAGCAACCCAACCGGGGCAGCCAUCACGCACGUGCUACACAACAAACAAGAGUUCCCGUUCGUGCGGGGCGUGGAGGACCUUCUCGUUCUGUCCCUUGGAACCGGUCAACUUUUGGAGGCCAGCUAUGACUUUGACCAUGUUAAACGCUGGAAGGCCAAGGAUUGGGCCCGGCCCAUGGCCCGCAUUUCUGGUGACGGCUCCGCCGACCUCGUGGACCAGGCCGUCGCCAUGGCUUUCGGCCACUGCCGGAGCACUAAUUAUGUCCGCAUUCAGGCAAAUGGGUCGAGUAUGGGGCGAUGUGGACCCAAUGUGGAUACAGAUUCAAGUCCCAAUAAUGUAAAGAUGCUGAUUGGAAUAGCAGAGGAGAUGUUGAAGCAGGAGAAUGUAGAGUCAGUGCUGUUUGGAGGAAAGAGGAUUGGGGAGCAGAGUAACUUUGAGAAACUGGACUGGUUUGCAGGAGAACUUGUUCAGGAGCAUCAGAGGAGGAGCUGCAGAAUAGCUCCCACUGUUGCUUUCAAGCAAGCUACCCCAAAAUCGACCUAGGUCAUUUGCCAACAGUUCAAAGAAUCAACCUAAAGAUAUAAAGGGAACCUUAGGUGAUGGGGUAAAAUGGGGAACAAAGUCUUUGGUAAAUUUAAUGGGAGGGGUAUCAACGCCCCAACUUUGGAUGUCUUGUAGUGAAAUUUCAUAUGGGGUGCAUCGUAACUACCACCAUUGAAUUUCAUUGACUACUAAAUAUAUAAAGAAUUGUUAUCAAGAACAGGUGCUGAAUUUGUCAGCUUCUGUGUAUGCAUGGCCGUGAACUUGAGUAAGUUGUCUCCUUAUUUGUUCAAUGUAAAUUAUCAAAUAUUACAAGAAGCAGUUGGUGGUAUAAAAUGGAAAAUGAAAGAACAUAGGUGAUGUCGGGCCACCGACAAUAAUUGUUAGUAUUGGGAAAGGGCAUUAUGGUAAAUUUAUUUGGAAAUGGGAAAAGUAGGGUGGGAAUUUGGAAGAUGUUAUUAAGAGGGUAUUUUGAUCAUAGAGAAUGAGAUCAUGGCGGGGCACCCUUAAAAGUCUUUCCGUAGUCCUCAAAAGGUGCUUCUCAUGUCAUAGUGCCAUGGCCGGUUGGUUUCAUUAAAGAAAUUGGGGUGGUUGACUAUUAACUUUGCUCCU